AAUGGAAGAAGAGGACUCUAAAUUCUACAGCUUUCUUUAUGAAGGGAAAUAAUGAGAGAGAAAGGGGUCGACAACUGAAGGACAGAGAAGAAAGCUUUAAGUCAUUUUAUCUAUUUCAAGAAUGCCACUGAACCCUCAAAGACCUAGGAACCCCUUGACAGACAGCAGGUAAAACGAAAGAAAAACAAGCCUCGCUUCCGUCCAACUCCUCGCUUACUUCCCAGUCUCUUUGCAAUUGAAGGGAAUGAGGAAGGUAGCGGGAAGAGGCGAGCACGUGAUAUUUCAAACCAAUGGAAAAGCCGCCUCCCAUCUGAAGCUCAUUGGCUCAUCUUUCUUCGUAUUAUGUGAUGCGUCCUUGCACAGUUAGGGCUGUCGUUAAGGAAAUCGUUGGCGGUGUUGCGGAAAGUCGUCGGGUGGCGCGCGCCGCCUAUCCAGAGGAGAGCCCUGAUUGGACAGGGAGGGGAGCUGACGUCCUUGUGGGGGCCUAGGAGCUGCCCUCUUCUCCCGGUUGGACUAGGAAUCCCCUUUCUGUGUAUACCAGCGGGCUUUCAGUAUUUUACGAACAUUGUUGUGUAGGAUAGCACAAGAGGAAGCAGACGAAAUAAUUAUACCGUAUUUGUAUAAUCCUACUGUGUUUUCUCCAAGAACGGGUUACUCCCUUAAGUAGUCUCAGUAAGCACAACACGUCUGCUUCAGUGUAUAUCUAAAAAAGAGGAGUCUUUUGGUACCUGUGAAAACGUAACAAAAGUUUCAUUCCAUCAUAAGGUUCUGCGAACUAGCGUCCACUUUCGGUGCAAACGAGUAACAGCUAUCCCUCAGCAGUUCCACCGAGUUCAGUUGGAUAUUCCUAGAUUUUUAAUUUCUUAUUAUCAAAUGGCAGCAGAAGCUUCAAGAGAUCAGAAUCAGAACCAAAAUGCAACGCCCAGACAGUAUCAAACAGAGAAGCUCCCAAGAACUACCCCUGUACAGAAAAAUACAUUUGGAGGUGAUCAGUCAAUGGAGUCCUGGCUGACAGAUGAAAGCAUAUUAUCUCCUUUGCUUAUUGAAUAUGAUAAACAUUUGGAAGAAAUGAGUGGACAACUGCGAUACUGUCAGGGACAGAUGGGUGAAAUGAAAUUAAAACUUGGACAAGUCACCAAGGAAAAUGAAAGGUUACAUGCAGAAUUGAAAGAGGUUGUUGAAAAGCAGUUAGAGGCUUUGCCAUCUGGUUCUCCUUCAGGAGAUGUUAUUUUUAUGGAUGAAAACUUAGUAGGAAACUUUCAAGAACAGUUACAGCUUGCAAAUAAAGAAAAGGACCAUGCACUAGAACUUUGGCAUGCAGCAUCAGAAGAACUGGAGCAACUUAAGCAGACAUUCCAUAAACAAAUGACAGAAGCACAAAUCCGUUUUGCAGAAAACCAGAAACAAAAAGGUCAAUUGACAAGCUUUCAGCAACUAACAAAGCAACUGCAUUUAGCCAAUGAAAAAACUGAGUCAAUUAAUCAAAUAUUUCUAAAGACUGUAAAGGAACAGAAUGUAGAACUGGAACAGCUGCGUAAGCAACUCAGGCAAUCCAAAUUUGACUUGAGAACUGCUGUUGCAAAGGUUGAUGAAAUGACCAGGCUAACUGAGGACUUUCAGAACCAGAUGGACAAAAAGGAAGAAGAUGUGCGAGCUGCUCGAGAAAAAGAGGUAGCAUCAGAUAAACGUUUGCAGCAAUUGCAGUCGAGCAUAAAACAACUGGAAACAAGGUUAUCUGUAAUGACCAAAAAUUCUGAAGAGUUAAGAGCAGAAAGAACAAUCCUAAAAAAGGAAAUCUCAGAGCUACACAUGAAAUGUGCUGCUCUAGAACAGGAAAAAUAUGAUGCUGUAAUUAAGGUCCAUGAAAGCAUGCAGCUCUUAGAAGAAGCCAAUUUGCAAAAGAGUCAGGCGAUGGUAGCUGAGAAACAAAAAGAAGAGGAAAUUGCCAAUAUGAAGGAAGCCGUUUCUCAACUAUGGCAAGAUGCUGCAUCAAGAACUAGAAAAGAAGUAGAAAAUGAAAGGAAAAGAUGCAAUAUACAGAUUUCUCGAUUAACAGAAGAACUUUCAAUACUUCAAAUGGAAUGUGGAGAUAAGCAGGCUCAAAUUGAGCGGGCUGUUAGAGAAAAACGAGCUGUAGAAGAAGAACUUGAGAAAGUAUACCGUGAAAGUAGAGGAAAUGAAGGUGAUUAUAGAAAACUAGAAGAACUUCACCAAAGGUGCCUGACAGCUGAACGUGCAAAAGAUGAUCUUCAGCUAAGUCUGAAAACAGCACAAAACAAAAUAAGGCAACUGGAGAUGAAUCAUGAAGAAGAGCUAGGUCGUUGCCAGGAAAUGAUUAGAAAGUUGCAAAGUAUUCUGGAUUCUGAAAGAGAGAACUGUGGCUCAGUCAGUGAAGAACGGUUAAAACUCCAGCAAGCAAAUGAACGUUUGCAAAAAGAAAUUGAGGACUUGAGAAAGCUCGCCAUGGAAGCACAGCAAACUGCAAAAUUAAAGAUCAGCACAAUGGAGAAUGAACUGUUAAUAAAAGAACAUGGGUAUGAAGUUCGACUGAAAGAGAUGGAAGAUGUGAAUCAAAACUCCACUGCUGAUCUGAGACACCUGUUGAUGGCCCAACAGAAAGCAACAAACCGGUGGAAAGAGGAAACAAAGAGACUUACAGAAAACACUGAAACCAGAAUAAAUAAUUUAAAAAGUGAGCUGAGUCACCAGAAAAUCCACUCACAGGAGUUACUGUGCCAGCUGGAAAGAGCAAAUGAAAAGAUCAUAGAGAAUGAAAAAUUAAUGAUGGAACAUCAAGAAAAAGUCAACAGACUUCAAAGACGGCUAAGCCAGGCAGAAGAGAGGGCAGCUACAGCAUCUCAACAGCUCAGUACAAUUAACAUGCAGAGAAAAAAAGCUGCCUCCUUGAUAGAGUUGGAAAACAUUUAAACAUGAUGUACUUCUCUUUUGUACAAUUCCCAAGUUAAGGCUGUUGAAGAAGAAUAGCGUUGGAACAUUAAGACCUAUCAUGCACAAAGUGUUCAAGUUUUUGGAGCAAUUUUAUGUUGCUUGAAUUUGGAAAGACAGAGAUUAUGGCUGCUUCACACACAACCCCUCCCUGCAGAAAUUCACAAUGAAUUAUACAAAGCCAGAAAGGAAGCUGGCUUCUCUUUCUCAGCGUAUGAAACUAAACAUGUCAUUGCAUAAUGUUUUCUCUUCCUUACUUUUAAAGUGGUAAGUCAGAAUACUUGCUGCUGGACUGAAAGCUUUUUUAUUGUACAACUGGCUUGUCUGUUUCACAUAAUUUGUCAACUAUAAAUUAUGGUGUCUUUUAAACUGA
Molecule: messenger RNA, 3319 nt
Organism: Heteronotia binoei (common prickly gecko)
Lineage: Eukaryota; Metazoa; Chordata; Lepidosauria; Squamata; Gekkonidae
Gene: SCLT1
Product: sodium channel and clathrin linker 1
Exons: 22
Coding region: 874-2928 (684 amino acids)
Biological process (GO): clustering of voltage-gated sodium channels; cilium assembly
Cellular component (GO): centriole
Source: RefSeq, a predicted model, not a curated record